AUGAUCAAUACUACAUACGCAACAGAGGAGUUUUUUGAGUAUGAUGCCGAGGAGUUCCUGGUGCUCCUAACCCUGCUCAUCACAGAGGGAAGGACACCGGAAUACUCUGUGAAGGGCAGGACUGAGGGGCUUCACUGUCCACCAGCCCAGUCAGCCAUGCCUCCUUUUCACAAACACGAAUGCAGCGACAAACUGCCCCAGUGUCGGCAAGCAAGACGAACUCGUUCAGAAGUCAUCCUGCUUUGGAAAAACAGCAUCCCCAUCAUGAUCGAGGUCAUGCUUUUGCCAGACUGUUGCUAUGGUGAUGAAUGCCCCCCAAGUGACCCCAUCAGUGACCCGGUCAUCAAACAAGAUGCUCUGCUGCUGGAGAGGUGGACCCUGCAGCCAGUACCAAGACAAAGUGGUGAUCGUUUCAUUGAGGAGAAAACCCUGCUAUUGGCUGUUCGUUCCUACGUCUUCUUCUCUCAGCUCAGCGCCUGGCUCAGUGCCUCCCAUGGCAUCGUCCCCAGAAACAUCCUGUACAGGAUCAGUGCUGCUGAUGAUGAUCUGGUAUGGCAGUUUUCUCAGCCUCCAUCAGAGCACAUUUUCCCUGUUCCUAAUGUAUCCCAGAGUGUUGCACUGCAGGUUCGUGUUCAGUCGCUCCCUAGACAACCCACCUAUCCCACAUUGGCCUGCAGCAUCCAUACCGGCCUGCCUCCACUGUACAGCAAGACACCCAGCCUCAGUCCAAACUUCAACAGCCAUGGUGGCUUGCCCACCCUAAAAAAGAGCCAGGAGCCCAGCCAAGAAAACCUCCAUCACAAUUCUAACAUGUACAGCAAGUCCUCUAACUCCAGAUCUGGCCCACUCAACAAUGGCCUGCCCGUCCCUACCUUACCCAUCAACAACAUCCCCAUUAACAGCCUUCCUCACACCGCUGUGUCCCAUCCAUACCUCAAAAAGGGUCCAGAGUCUGGUGAAAACCACUCCUAUCAGAAUGGAGAGCUUCCACAGGUUGGCCUCCCCCAGCGUCAGGGCUCACCGUUGUUCCACAAGCCACUUCAGUCCCCAACACCCUCCCGCGCAAGCUCUCCCUCCCAACUUUCCACAAGUAAAGCUGGGAAGUGGUUGUACUCAUCCCUCAAUGGUUCAUCUGAUUCCACGCAAGUGGAUGACUAUGGUUCUGGUACCAACACCAGUGAAAAGUCCAAGAGUCACAUCCAUGAGCCUCUGAGAGCUUUCAAGCAUUUGUCCAUGGCCGAGCCCCCGCGCUGCCCCUCCCCACGGCCUGCUGCUACUGAGACUAACCCCUUGAUUGGCUCCCUGCUGCAGGAGAGACAGGAAGUUAUCGCCCGCAUUGCACAAAGGCUCAACUUCUGUGACCCGACUGCUCCGCCGCUCCCUCCCGGCCUGUUUGCUUCUGACAACCCUCCCAAAGCCAUGUGGGGCAGUACGCACGACACUAUAGCUGCCACUAAGACCAAAGAGCCCGAGAUUCCACCUUAUGAGACCGUGGGACGCGUUUGGCCCGCCCCGUUCAACACACCCGUAACCGAGACUUCUUUCGUCAAACGAGAGAGUUCCUCCCCUAAACCUGCAGCCUGCAGGAAACUGAAAAUGACUGAGACAAGAGUGAAAGAGGAGGAGAGGAAUGGGGAGAAGCAAAGAGACAGGGAGAGGGAGAAAGAUAAGGAAAAGGAGAGAGACAGCUCCCUCAUUGCCCAGGCCGUGCAGGACAUCACCAGGCUCAUCCAGGAGAGACUGUCCGUCCCCUCUUUGUCCCCAAGGCACAGCAGCAGUGGCAGCACUCUGCACCACAUGCACACCACCACAGUCACACACACCGUCCGCACAUACACACACCCUGCACACAUCCCCGAAGCAUCACACACUGCCAGCAAUGGCUACGCCAAUGGCCACGCACCCAGCCACCAACCUCAGAGAGGCAGCGCACACAACGCCGCCCCAAACAUGCCCUUUUGCACAGAGAAGCCCCGAGUCGGACCCAGGACCGAAUGCCAUUCUGCCUGGGCCCAAAAUGGUGCUGAGUUUACACUUGAAGAACCCUCAAUAAAUGGCCAGUUCCACGCCCAGGCUGGUCAGCGUUUACGAGCUUUUCCAAAGGAGAAGCUCCAAGUCAGGACACCCUGCAGCCAUGAACCCCCCCAUGCCUCCCCUGACCUUGAGAACAAUCCAAGGAAUGCCCAGUUACUUAGCUGGAAUUACGAUGAUGCCAGCCCAGCCACGAACUGUAACAGAAGCCAGGACCACAGGAAGCCUCAGCCUCAGGCCCAGACGCAGCCAGCACAGGCUCCUGCCCUCCAGGAUGAAAAUCAGGCCCCCCCACAAUCGGGACGCUUCAGCACUUUGACUACAGACAAGACUCCAUCGCCUACUGUCCUCCGUCCCCAAAGCCCCUCCCCUCUGCGUCCGUGCAACAGCUGGAAGAAACAGAAUCGCCACUCAUUAGAUGCCACAGCUACCAAGGCCUUCCACCCCUGCACUGGCCUGCCUCUGCUCUCCAGCCCUGUUCCUCAGAGGAAGAAUCAAACAGGUUACUUUGACCUGGACACCUCUCUGACUGGCUGUAAGGGUUUGCCUUGGGCCUCUGGGAAAAGGGUGUGUCUAAAGAGAGAGGGGUACACGGAUGAGCAGCAGCUGUUCAGCGCCAGCGCUCCACCUGCCAGUCUCAGUCUGCUGGGAAACUUUGAGGAGUGUGUGCUGAACUACCGCCUAGAGCCUUUGGGGACAAUUGAAGGUUUCACAGCUGAGGUGGGAGCCAGCGGCUCCUUCUGCCCCAGUCACCUUACCAUACCUGUGGAUGUGUCCUUCUACAGUGUCUCUGAUGACAAUGCUCCCUCCCCGUAUAUGGGUGUGAUAAACCUGGAGUCCCUGGGAAAAAGGGGCUACCGUGUACCUCCAUCAGGAACCAUUCAAGUGACCUUAUUCAACCCGAACAAGACGGUUGUAAAGAUGUUUGUUGUGAUGUACGACCUACGAGCUAUGCCAGCUGGACACCAGACUUUCCUACGCCAGAGAACCUUCUCUGUUCCUGUUCGCCGUGACACAAACAAUCAGACCAGCAGGAGGCCCCUCAGCCUGGGCCAAGGCCGCACCCUGCGCUACCUCGUUCACCUGAGGUUCCAGAGCUCCAAGUCUGGGAAGAUCUACCUCCACAGGGACAUCCGCCUGCUGUUCUCAAGGAAGUCCAUGGAGGUGGACAGCGGUGCUGCCUAUGAGCUGCAAUCCUUCACGGAGUCCCCCAUGGACCCACCGUUCUCUCCCCGCUGUUGA
Molecule: messenger RNA, 3273 nt
Organism: Menidia menidia (Atlantic silverside)
Lineage: Eukaryota; Metazoa; Chordata; Actinopteri; Atheriniformes; Atherinopsidae
Source: the annotation of a GenBank genome assembly